Messenger RNA from Ostertagia ostertagi, 441 nucleotides. The record is from the annotation of a GenBank genome assembly. NCBI's taxonomy places the organism in Eukaryota, Metazoa, Nematoda, Chromadorea, Rhabditida, Trichostrongylidae.
AUGAAGUAUCUCGACUCCGUCAUGAAGGAGUCCCUGCGGAUGUAUCCACUCGCCCAAAUAGCUAAUGCACGUCGCUGUAUGAAAGCGACCACUCUUGGAGGAAUACCCAUUGAAGAAGGAGAAUUCGUGGUUGCUGAUACCAUGUCUCUUCAUUACGACAAAGAAAUCUGGGGAAACGACGCCGACGUAUUUCGACCAGAAAGGUGGAUGGAGUCGUCAGGAAGGCCACUAGCGGCGUUCUUGGCUUUCGGACUUGGUCCAAGGCAAUGUAUCGGGAUGCGACUCGCUCACAUGGAGGAGAAACUCUUACUCGCACACCUUCUCAAACGAUACAAUCUCGUUGCGACCGAAGAUACUGAGGAGAACAUAGCUCUCAGAGGUUCGAUAACGUUCGCUCCGGAAACAAUCACGGUUCAACUACAAAGAAGAGAACACCCAUGA